Molecule: messenger RNA, 4598 nt
Organism: Condylostylus longicornis
Lineage: Eukaryota; Metazoa; Arthropoda; Insecta; Diptera; Dolichopodidae
Exons: 3
Coding region: 171-3869 (1232 amino acids)
Source: RefSeq, a predicted model, not a curated record
UAUUGAGUGGUUUCUUUUUCAAAAUUGUUUUUUUUUUUAAAAAGUGAUAUCACAAGAAGUUCAAAUCAAUUUAAAUUUUUAAAAUUUAAUUUAAUUCAUUAUUUGAAAAUUAAGAAUGUGUUUGUAUUACUUUAUAUUUGAGAAAAGUAUUAAAUAAAAUUAAAAUCAAAAUGGAAACUAGAAAGAAGAAAAAAAUCGAUUAUAGUGAAAUGCUUGGUGCAGAAGAAGAUUAUUAUGGACCUGAAAAAAUUUUAUCGGCAAAUAUUAAAGCGAGAAAACGGAGAAAUGAUAGUCUAAAUAACAAUUCCAAACCAAGUAAAAGUGCAAAGAAAGAUAUGAGAUUUUAUGAAAACGAUACAACAGCUAAUUGGGAAGAAGUUGUUGUAAAAGAAGAAAUGGUGAAUUCAGAUUCUGAUGACCUGCAGUCGGAAGAUGAAGAUAUAGAAAAACAAAUGGAAGAUGCUUCAAAUUAUUUAGAAACAUGCGAUGAUUUUAUUCCAAAAAAAAUGAUAUCAAAAAAAUUUUAUUCUGAAGAUAUCAAGCUUCCAUUAGAUCUCUAUUUAUCACAAAACUCAAAAGUAGGGGAUAAAUGUAAUUUCAUUAAUUACGUUCAUGGGUAUUUGAAAAUAUUACUUAAUGGUUACGUAUACUUUUGCAAUAGAGUGGUUGAUAAUAUAUUUUACUGGCAAUGUGAUCAAAAUAAAGAUUGUAUAAGUCAGGCAGUUACGAUGUAUAAUGAUGGUAAACAUUCCAUUAAAAGUUUAGACGAGCAUAGCCAUUCGCCGGAAGUAAGUGGGAACUGUUGUUUGAAAGAUUCCUCUAUUGCAAUGUAUUUACCAAUGGGAAUCAAACAAAGUUCUUUUGAAAUGGGUGACGUAAAAAAAAAUCGAUACUUAGUUAGAAAUGGAUAUUUUUACGUCAGGAAGAAAACAGAAGAUGAUAUUGACUUUUGGGUAUGUGAGCAUUAUAAAUCUGAAGGAUGUAAAGGUGGAAUAUUAACAAUAAAAAAUGAAGGACAAUAUUAUGUAAAGUACGCUAAUGAACAUAAUCAUGUUAAUGAUUUAAAAAGACAAUAUAAAUGUAUUGAAAAAGAGGAUGAACUACCAAUGUGUAAUAUUGAAACAUAUUUCCCCUGUGUUGAAAAGCAAGAAAACGACCAUGAAGAUUCCGCCUUAAAUAAUGAUGCCAACGAUUCUGAUGGAGCCAAUUAUAAUGGCGAUAGUGAUCCAAAUGAUCCAGAUUAUGAUCUAGAAAGUAAUCCAGGGGUUGAAGAUAACGGUAUUUUUAUUAAAAAAGAAAAUUAUUCAGAUGAAGAUGAUAUUAUUGAGAGUGAAUUAGAUGAAAGCAAAGGUGAAACCACAGAAAUUGUGUGCGAUUUUAUAAAUUCACAACGUGGUAAUCCUAAGUUAUGUAUUAAUGGUUAUAUGUAUACUUUGAAUAGAAAGACUAAAAGUAGUUAUUGGACUUGUGAAUUCAAAAAGAAAAAAAGCAUUGACUGUAAAGCUAUGGCUUGCACAAUUGAGAGAGAAGAUGGUAAACAUGUCGUGCAAAAAAUGACGGAUCACAAUCACCCUCCACGAACUGAUCGGAAAACUAUUGGUCAAAUUCUUAAUAGGAUACGCGAAAAAUGUAUUGAAAGGACUGAUUUAACAGCUAGUGAAGUUGUGGAAAGUGAAACAGGAGCUUUACCUGUAGAGUUACUUGAAGCUUUGCCAUCUCGUAGUGCAAUAUAUAGAAUGAUUUCACGGAAGCGGCGUUUAGAAGAAGCUGCUCUUGGAGGUUCUAAAAUAUAUGAACGUAAAGAGUUGAAAAAGUUAAAAUGUGAUCUUGAUAUAGAGACCAGUUUUGAAGUCAAAGACACAAUAGUUUGUAAAACAGUGGAGUCGAGCCGUGGAAACAAUAAAUUAAUAGUAGAUGAUUAUUUGUUUAAUCUUAGUCGGGUUGCCGGAAAUAAUCAUUACUGGAGAUGUGAACAAAGAGUUUCGCAAAAAUGUGUUGGAUUUGCUAUAACAAACUGUAACAAUGGGGUCCAUUAUUUAAAGAAUAUAAGAGAACAUAAUCACGAAUCUCAGAAAAAUCGUAAAUUUGUCGUUCAAGCAAUGAAUACCAUUAAAGAAAGGGCUCUCAAAACUGAUGAAGAUGCUAUUUUAAUUGUAGAAGAUGCCCUAAAGGAUAUAUCGGAAGAAGUUUUAAGAGAAUUGCCUACUAAAGAAACUUUAAUUCGAAAAGUUAAUCGAACACGGUAUUUAUAUAAGCCCAAACCAGCAACUGAUGAACAUUCUAAUAAAGAUGAUGCGGGUGAUGAAAAGUCACAUAUUUAUGAAAUUAGUGUAGAAUUGGGAACACCAUGUCAAUUAUUUUCUCCAACGAAUAAGGGUAACUUUAAACUUAAUUUGGAUGGUUAUUUUUACCACAAAAAUCGUAUUAAUAAUGAAAUGCAUUAUUGGCAAUGUGAAGAUAAUAAGCACUAUAAGUGUAAAGGAGUUGCGACAACUGUAUGCACAGAUAAUGGUCAACAUAUUUUAAAAAAAGCUAGAAAACAUAAUCAUCCCCCCAAGCAAUCCAGACAAGAUAUUGCACAGAUAAUACAAAAAAUUAAGGAAAAAGCUAAAACAACUAAUGAAGAUUCUUCCUUAAUUUAUAAUGAUGAGGUGGAACAUUUACCAGAUGAAAUAAAGAAUUUAUUACCACAACGUUGUUCAAUAUUAAGCAUGAUAAAUCGUAUUAGAAAACAAAAUUGUGACGGAGAAGAUAAAAAGGAACCAAUAAAAUAUGAUGAUGAAUAUGAACACAUAUUUGAAAUAAAACAAUCACCGGAUACAGAGUGUGAAUUUGUUGAAUCGAAGAGAGGUUUCGAAAAGUUAACUAUUGAAGGAUAUUUUUAUGUUCGUGAUAGUUGUGAAAAUGACUUACUUGUAUGGAUCUGCAUGGACAAGAAAAGGGGUAACUGGAAUUGUAAUGGUUAUGCUAAAACUUAUAGAAAGGAUGGUAAACAUUACUUAAAAGAAGUUAAUAAUCAUAAUCAUCCACCUAAUAAAAAAAGAGUAAGACGUUAUUUAAAUUAUAUACGAAAUUUAAAAAGGAGACAAACCCAAAAAAUAACUGGAAGUGAACAAAAUAAUGAAUUGAAAACGACUAAUAUAUUAUCUGAUCAUAUUCAUGAUCCAUUUGUUGAACCAGGAAGUGAGGUUGAAAUUAAUGUUAAUCAUAAAGGUGCAACAAAAUUAAAUUUAAAUGGUUUUCUUUUAGUAAGAAAAAAUGUAAAAUUAAAUUCAAUUUUUUGGGUAUGUCCAAGGAAAAACGGCGUUGUUGUAUGCCGUGGUAAUGCAAUUACAACUGAAAAAAAUGGUAAACAUUACUUAAAAAGUACAAGACCACAUAAUCAUCUUGCACCACAUGAUACAGAUCCCCCUGAAAUAACAGAAGUUAUGAUGAAAAUGAAAGAGAGAGCAAAACAAACAGAUGAAAGUAUAGCAAAAAUUUUUGAUAAUUUAGUAAAAGAUCUACCAUAUGAUAUUCGUAGUAAAAUACCAAAAAAAGAUGUAACAACACGUGCAUUACGUCUUAUUCGUAAAAAAACUCGUCCAAAUUUUGUAAGAAAAUUGGAUGUUGUUGAAAGUAUUUUACAACGUAUGCGAGAUCGUAUUAGAUCAACAUUGGAGACACCAUUGCAAGUUUAUAAUGAUGUAAUACCAUUAUUAUCAUCAGAUAUUUUAUUAAAGAUGCCAAAAAGGAAAAAUAUUUUAAAAUCAUUAAAUAGUGUUAAAACGAGAGCUGCGAAAAUUGCGAAAAAUAAUGCGAAAGUGGGAAAAGAUAUAAGAUCAAAAAAAGAUUUUCCAAAGUACAAGGACGCCGGUAACAAUUCUUAAAUAAGUUAAAAUAUUUAAUAAAAAAAUAUUUAAUUAAACAGUCUGAUAUAAUAUGUAAUUUUAAAUGAUGUAAUAUGUAAUUUAAAUUAAAAUAGAAUAUUACUGACUACAUUUCUAAUAUUAUAGAGCUAACUGGAUUGGAACUAAUUAAAAAUGAUGUUAAAUAAUUAAAAUAUUAUUAAAAAAGUAAAGCAGAAUAACUUUUGUCUGUUCGUUUGACUACAAGAUUAUAAUGUAGAGUUUACAUAUAGCCUAACAAGUUUGAUUUUUAGUAAAACCUAAAGAUUUUCUUUCCUUUUUUUGUAACCAACUAAUUGUAAUUAUUAUUUUUCAAUUUAAAAAGGCAUAAAUUUUUAUAAGAAAGUCGUAUGACCAGAAAUCUAUUUAUAGAUUAAUUAACUUGAAAAUUUUCGAAAUAAAUAAAAAGGAUCUUGUUUGACAUAUAAACUUAAUUUAAAAUUAUCAAAUAAUUUCAAAUAUAAAAGACAAAUAAUUGAUGUCUCUUGUAUUAGAGAUUUUUACAAAAAUAUAAACAUGAGUAAGUUUUAUGUGGUUUUUGAAUUCAAACCGAAAUUAUGUUUGAACCAUAAUGCCGUAGAAACUCAAUCACAAUGUGAACUCCACACCAAUGUGAAGAAAAAUUUAUUUUAAAAAUUAAUAUUUCAGAAAACUUUUGAAAACGUUCUACACACACAUAUAAUUAAUUCAAUUUACAUACAAAAUGUAAAA